UGGCGACAUGGAAGAAGUCACCACUGGUCACCUGGAGAAGCGUGAACUCCUGCAGCUGCGUAACGAGAUGGCAUCAUACUUUGCCAGGCCACCUGCUGUGCAGAAGGAUGGGAAACUGGCCUUACCCUCGUUGCCCUCACCCAUCGACCGUGAGAGGGCGUGUCAGGGCUGCCCUCACCUGCUGGUAUGCACUGCCCUCAACACAGCUCCUCCCUCACCACCUCAUGCCAUGGCUUCCCUCGUGCCCGCUACCCUCGCACAUCUACAACCUAAUGCACUGGAGUUCUUCCGGCACUGGUGUCUGCUGCUGCACGUGGAGUCCACGCAGAGCAAGCGAGCUCUCACACGCAGCCUCUGGUGCCAGGAUCCCAUCAAGCGUGAAAAUGCAGGGGGUGCAGUGGCGUUCCUAAAGCUGAAGUGCAGCGUUGAGCAAGGAAUAUCUCAGUGGCUACACAGCUUCUCAAGAGCUUGUCCCAGUGAACUGCCAUCUCACUGCUCUGUACCGGAGACCAUUCCUCCUGGGACAUUUCAGGAGGGAGACCUGGUUGUAGUGUCCAGCAAGAAAUGCAUUGCUAUCGCUCAAGGAGUUAUUCAUUCCUGUGACUCUACCGUCGUCUCCGUAAUGCUAGACAGGUGA
This is a messenger RNA of Hyalella azteca, 637 nucleotides long. Its product is annotated as DNA replication ATP-dependent helicase/nuclease DNA2-like. The record is from RefSeq and is a predicted model, not a curated record. The coding region runs from base 8 to 637 and encodes 209 amino acids. NCBI's taxonomy places the organism in Eukaryota, Metazoa, Arthropoda, Malacostraca, Amphipoda, Hyalellidae. The transcript has 5 exons.